AAAAUACAGCGUAUUAGUCCUUAUCUGUGGCUUCGUCCAAAGCAAAGAAAUGUUAUCGCCGUGAAAUUUUUUCCUUAUAUUUUAAUUAUGUUUAGAGAAUUGUUUAACUUAAUUGAUCUUAGAAAUGAGGUAUUGGUUUGCAUAUCAUUAUCUGUGUUUUAUAUUUCAUAUUACCUGCUGGAAGUCGUCAAGAAACCCCUGCUGAUAUGCGGUGAUGGUGACUUUCGGGAAUUGCUGCAGUCGCAAGUUGAAACACUACGUGAGCCUUUCUGGCCAACACCUUGGUGUGUUGAGGCGCGAUUGCAGACCGUGCUGGCCUCGAUAUUGCGCUCGCGGCUCCUACCGCCGCUCACCACCACCAGACAGAUCGUGCGGCUGCCGGACGGCGGUCAGGUGGCGCUCGACUGGGUCGAGGAGGAAGGGGCCAGGCCGUCGGACGAGGCCGCCCCUGUUGUAGUCGUUGUGCCGGGGUUGACUGGAGGGGCCCACGCCGACUACGUUCGCUGCGUGGCCGCAGCUGCGAAGGGCCUCGGCGCGCGCUGUGCUGUCUUUAACAACCGCGGACUUGGUGGAUUGCAGCUCACGACCCCGAAGCUGUACUGCGCGCUGUCGCACGAAGACUUGGCAGUGGCGCUCGCGGCGGCGGAGGAGCGUGCGGGAGGCGGGCCAUUGCUGGCCGUCGGUGUGUCGCUCGGCGGCCUCAUUCUGGCGCACCAUCUGGCUUCGCGCGGCGAGACCACUCGGGUGCGCGCCGCGCUCGUUCUGUCGUCGCCGCUGGACGUGGAGCGUGCGGCCGAGUGCCUCGCGAGGCCGGUCAACGCGCCGCUGUCUUGGCACAUGGCGCGCUGCCUGCGUCGCACGCUGCGGGCGCACGGCGCGCUUGCCGGGCGCUGGACGGCGGCCGAGACGAGCCGUUCGGUGCGGGAGUUCGACGCUGCGUUCACGGCUCCACACUUCGGCUUCGCGUCGGUCGAACAUUACUACCGCGAGGCCAAUCUGCGUGACAAACUGGGACAGGUGCGGGUGCCGCUGCUGUGCGUGUGCGCAGCCGACGACCCGUUCCAGCCUCUUGCGGCGCUGCCGGCGCGCGAGGUGGGCGCGAGCGCUCGCGUGGCGUUGGCCGUCCCGUGGCGUGGGGGCCACAUCGGCUUCCUGGAGCGCUGGUGGCCCUCGAGUGUCGCGCGCGACCACUUCCUGGCUCGGCUGACGCGCCAAUACUUCGCCGCGCUGCUGGCCUCACCGCAUCUGCUGCAUUGUCCUGCUCCAGGACCCGCUUAGCAUUUGAUCUUAGACGCACAUUCCGUUUUAACCAAUCGAUAUCGCCGCGUGCCUUUCCGAGAGUUGUAUAGAGACGAGGUUGUGAUUCGUAUGUUGUAGUUAUCUUUGCAAUUGUUAAUAUUUAUUUGUUACCUGUCGUUGCAUUGUGGAGCAAAGCUUUAUUAUACUUUUGGCCUUAGAAACCUGAAUAAAUAGAAUUCAGGAUUUCUAAACCGAACUGAAUAAUUAAGUUACCAACCUUCACUAUUUUUUGCGAUACAUAUUUUUAUUGAUAUGAUAAGAAAAAUAUUUACAAUUAAAACUUAUUUUCUGUUGAAAGAUUAGAGUAUUUGGUGAUGUCACAGCUGCAGACAGUCCUCGGUUGUCUUGGACACCUGCCAUGUAGUUGUAAGCAAAGGGUUUAAUACCAAAUUACGUCCAAAGAGAUAAUAAACAGUAUCUGUGAUUAGAGUGACCGCCCAAAGCGCACAUUUUAAUGUAUUUUUUAUAUAAAUUAUUGAGACAAA
Molecule: messenger RNA, 1784 nt
Organism: Pieris rapae (cabbage white)
Lineage: Eukaryota; Metazoa; Arthropoda; Insecta; Lepidoptera; Pieridae
Gene: Hydr1
Product: phospholipase ABHD3
Exons: 4
Coding region: 88-1278 (396 amino acids)
Biological process (GO): medium-chain fatty acid catabolic process; medium-chain fatty acid biosynthetic process
Molecular function (GO): acetylesterase activity; monoacylglycerol lipase activity
Source: RefSeq, a predicted model, not a curated record